Molecule: messenger RNA, 6523 nt
Organism: Microplitis mediator
Lineage: Eukaryota; Metazoa; Arthropoda; Insecta; Hymenoptera; Braconidae
Product: probable serine/threonine-protein kinase pXi
Exons: 6
Coding region: 460-3936 (1158 amino acids)
Biological process (GO): protein phosphorylation; intracellular signal transduction
Molecular function (GO): ATP binding; protein kinase activity
Source: RefSeq, a predicted model, not a curated record
CAAAGCAUUUAUUUAUAAUACAAUAAUAACUCGUCUAGACAACUGACAACCUGGACACUAAAAAUUAAUAACCCGCUGAUAUUAAUUUCUUACAUUAAUUAGCUGGCGUGUAAUUAAUUCAAAAGUAUAUAUUUAUAUAAUUAACCAACGAUAAAACAAAAAGUAGUGGGGAGUGAGAGGUUUUUUCCAGACAAGACCAAGACGAUUAUCAUAUUUUCCACUGCACGUUACGUAUUACGUAGACUCGGUCCUGACUGCUCGUAGUGUUGUCUCUGCUCUGGUGUUAAUCUUCGAUAGGAAAUUUGUACAUAUCGAUAUUUAUUUGCAGCAACUGUCUGUCUGCUGGCGAUCAAUGAUCACAAACAAAAAUGUCACCAGCACACUGAUGAAUCUGGAGACUGGUGCACUGGACUAACAAACUCGCCUGCUCAUUUUAUUAAAAACAAACUCUUCAGCAGAAUGAUGGAGGGAACACUAAGCCGGGGAACAUCACUGUCAGGUGACAGCAAUCUUUCAAACCAACAACUGAGUCCACGGAUAGUUAUGUCACUGGAAGAGAGAUUGAUAAUUGAACAUGAUAAUUUGACAUCUAAAAAUAUAACACCAACGACACUGAGAACACCGACGACCAAAAAGGCCAAGCGCGUUAGAUUUUUUCGAAAUGGUGAUAAAUUUUAUACGGGUAUUGUUAUGGCAGUGACACCGGAACGCUAUCGUAGUUUUGACAGUUUGACAACCGAUUUAACGAGAGCACUGCUCUCAAAUGUAACUCUGCCAAAUGGAGUGCGUACUAUUUACUCGAUGGAUGGAAAGAAAGUCCUGAGUGUCAGUGAUCUGGAGGACGGCAAGUGCUACGUGGUGUCGGGUCACGGGGAAUUAUUUAAAAAAGUCGAGUACUCGUCGACGAAAGUACGCAGAGGCAGUUCGCUGUCAGGGCUACCGCAGUCUCCAGCAGGCACAGGCAGAAUUGUCACAAUCAUUCCUUUGUGUGUAAGAGCGCGGAUCGUCACGCUGAUAAGACACGGGAGCAAACCGCGAAAAGUCCUGCGUCUGCUGUUGAAUAAACGGAACGCUGCCAGCUUGGAGCACGUGCUGGAGGCGAUAACCCAGACUGUGAAAUUGGACUGUGGUGCUGUCAAACGCGUGUACACUUUGUCGGGCAAGCUGGUGAUAUCACUGGAGCAGUUUUUUGAAGAUGAAGAAGUCUUCUUGGCGUACGGGAGCGAGAAGUCCACGCAGGAGGACUUUGAGCUGGAUGUUGAAGAGAGCAAGAGUGUCCAGAGCUUCAGACGCGGGCCCUGCGUGUCUAAGAGACAGAGUGGGCCCAUGCCGGUUAUGCCCAGGAAGACGGGCAAGCGCACGCUCACUGCUCCUCAGGUCAGGACACCCAGUCCCUCUACUUUGACUCUGCCUCAACCUCUGAGGAUGCAUUACACUGUGGGACACGUCAUUGGUGACGGCAACUUCGCUGUCGUCCGACACUGCACUCAUAAGCAAAGUGGUGCUGAAUAUGCCAUGAAAAUUGUUGAUAAAUCAAAAUGUCAAGGCAAGGAGACAAUGCUAGCCAGCGAAGUCGCGAUUUUGCGACAAGUUUGUCAUCCAAAUAUAAUCAGUCUUAUUUCUGAGCAAGAAACUACUGAUCAGCUAUUUUUAGUCAUGGAACUUGUCAAGGGCGGAGAUUUAUUUGACGCAAUAGCAGCAGCGACAAAAUUUUCUGAAGCCGAAGCGAGUGUCAUGAUUGGACACUUGACAUCAGCAUUAGCAUACUUGCACUUUCAUCAGAUAGUUCACCGCGAUGUAAAGCCGGAAAAUUUGCUUGUCGAGAUGGAAGGUAGCCAUGUAAGGUGUUUAAAACUAGGUGACUUUGGACUCGCACAAGUUGUGCGCGAGCCGCUUUAUACAGUAUGUGGAACUCCUACAUAUGUUGCGCCCGAGAUACUUGAAGAGACGGGAUACGGACUGAAGAUUGACGUAUGGGCAGCGGGGGUAAUUCUCUAUAUUCUGCUCUGCGGGUUCCCGCCAUUCGCGUCGCCGGAAAACGACCAAGAAGAAUUAUUCGAGCGGAUUCUCGGCGGUCAAUAUGAGUUCAUCUCUCCCUACUGGGACUCGAUAUCAGAUUCCGCGAAACAGCUGAUCUCAAACAUGCUCCAGGCGCAACCAGAGCUGAGAUUCAGCGCAGAAGAUGUUCUGGAUCACCCCUGGCUCGUGAGCUUUCUAGGAGGCGAGCAGUCCACAUCAGGAUGUAUUGCAUCCAGUGAAUCGCCGCAGCAACACAGGAAUCAGCAGUGUCAGCCGCUGAGGGUCAACACUUCCUUUGAGCUGAACUCGUCGAAGCAGUGGGACAGCGACGAGGCUCCGGGGAUUUGCGAAUCCCCCAUCAGCAGACACCAGCAAUGGACCGACGGGUUAAAGAAGAAAAAUGUACAAGUGUGUGAUGAAACGGACAGAUUUAAUGGUAACAGUUUUAAUAAUGAGGACCCGAUGUCCCUGAGUGCGGAGUGUCUGAAAGAAAUAAGCGUACUCACGACAUCAAUGCGCGACCUUAUGCAUAAUAUUGAUGAUGACGACAUCUCGUUGGGUAAAAAAAAAAAUUCAAAGAGUGUUACAUCAUCGCUGAACAGUAUUUUAGAAAACGUAAAUUGUAAUAAAAAAAAUAAUAAUAAUGGAGGCUAUCAAAGUCCUGUUUCAAAUAAUUUACAUUCCACUAACAAGAGAAAUGGUAAUUCUCUGUCAGAUAUUCAUUCCAAAGCAAAUAAUAAAUUAAAGUCAACAGUAAUAACACCAACAUCAUCAUCAUCGUCAUACUCAUCGUCUAUUCGUAAUGACUGUCACCAAUUACAGGAUAAAAAUUUAAGGUGCAAUAAUAGUAAUAAAAAAAUAAAAAAUAAUAUUUAUAAUAAUGUAGCCAACGGUGCUAAGGCCAGUAGACGUGACAACGACAAUGACAACAAGUAUUCAUCUGUUGAAAAUUUUUCACAGUCAACAGACGGUCUAAGUGUCAGCUCUGACAAUAAUAUCGAAACCUCAGACAGUUUCGUCAACAUCCAGUUCGCCAAGUACAGCAAAAAUAUCGGCGGCUGCUCCAGCAGUCAGAGCACUCAGUCAUCAGAAAGUCUCGAUAGUAUUCCGAUUCGCGGGAGCAAAUUAAACAACACGACCGACAGUGGAGUAAAGAAAAUAAAUCAGGAUAUCAGUCGGCAGGUUUUGAAGAGAAAUCCAAAGUAUAAUUUACGUCCAACUGCUAAUCGUAACUCGCGAUUGAUUGAAUCCUCUGGUGCAGCAGCGACAAGUGCGACAAAGUCAAGUGGAUCGAAAAAUUCAUCACUUAUUCCAACUCUGAGAAUUAAUGACCACAAUUUAUUGACUGAUAAUAAAUUAGAUAAUAAAAUAAAAGUAUCUGCUGGUGAUCAAGUUAAAUUACGUGAGAAAAAACAAACGGCUAUAAAACGGGACGGUAAUAAAAAACGUUUCAGUUGUUUUUCAAAUUAUUCGGUGAAGAAAUCACAUGAUGAUGCUGAGUCUGAUAAAUUAAAUAAUAGCGUACCCGUAAGUAGUACAAGGAAGUGCAGUUCGACGGAUGAGUUGAGAGAAGAUAAGCAGGUGGGAGUUAAUAAAAAUAAUAUCAAAGCUAAUAGAUUUAGUCUGUACUACACACCGCAGUUGCCGCGAAAAUCUUACGAGCUGGAUAGUACCGGUGGUAAAGUGACUGGAAAGUCGAUUAAAAAUUCAAAUGUAACGAGUGGUGGAUCAAGUAGACCAACCAGUUGGAAAAUACCCGAGUCAUCUAGGCCAGCUGAUGAUCACGAGGCUAAACGCAAUAACCGGAAAUCACUUGUUGAUCCUUCGAGUUACUCUAGUGCUAAACGUGCUAACAAAAUUAAUAGACUGUCAGUUAAUUUGCAAGCGACAAUUAAUGCUGAUGGUAAAAUAAAAUAAAAAAUAAUAUCGAGAUUCAUAUCGUCGACUGCCACUAGUGUUUUUUAAAAAUCUGCAUAAUGAUAAUGAUGAUGAUUAAUUAUUAAAAAUGAUUUUUUACCGUAAAUUUAUUUAGUUUAUUUAUUUAUUGGAGAUUUAUUUGUGUUGUAAUUAUUUUUAUUUGAUAAAAAUUUUUUUUGUUUUUUUUUUUCAUGAAUUUAUUAUAUUUUAAAUGUAAUUUUAAAAUUAAUCAUCGAGUUUAUUUAAUUAGGAUUGUAAUAAAAAAUCUAAUUAUGCCAAAUGCAUUUUUAAAUUUAAGUAUUUUAUAUAAAUAGUAAUUAAAUAUAUAAGAUAAACGGUCUACAACAUAUGAGAGUUUAAAUAUAAGAGAACAUAAUUUAUGAAAAAAUAAAAUGUGCUUGAAGAUAUGACGGAGAGUAAUUUAUUGGAGUAAUUAUUAAUUUAAAAAUGAAUAAAGCUCAAGUAAUAAGUAACGUAAUGUUUACGAUCGACGAUAACGCUCAAUAAUAUUAUUAAUAAUAAUAAUAAUAAUGAUAAUAAUGACAGUAAUAAUAAUAACUUCUGUAUAGCAAUUGAAAUAUUUUUGUACAAUUAAAAAUGUUAUUAAAUAUGAAGUAAUUAGUUUAUUAAUAUGACGAGCAAUACACGGCGAUCGUUGGUAAUGAGAGCUUUUAAUGCUUGUUAAAAUGACAUAUUUUUCGUGAUACCAGGAUCGAAACUUUAAGUUUCAGUGUCUGCAGCCAGUAAAAAUAAGCGAAUUAGUAUAUUAUACACCUAGGGAGGAAAGUACAGUCGAACUCCAUUAACUCGGACGGUUAGUUUACGGAAGAGUGGAAAUUUUUCGAAAUUUCCGAGUUAACGGAUGCCCCUUCUUUCUUAAAAAGAAACUACAACGCAUGCGCUCUUACAUCUACAUAAAUGAUACAUAGAUAAAUGUAGACAGAGCAUACAAAUGUAUCGGGUGGGAGACAGCGUAGCUCUUAGUGAGGGUCAAGAUUGAGGGGAAGUUCCGAGUUAAUGGAGUUCGACUGUAGGACAUUCUAAUCCGAUAAUUAAGCCGAAGGCGAGGGUGGAAAACACGUGGAUUGGAAUGUCCUGCUUUUGUCUCUAGGUGUGUAAUCUACUAGAGCGUAUGCGUAAAUUGUAAAUGUCCAGUCACUGGGCAGAAACUUUUACGUUUCGUCCCUUGAAAGAAACAAAUAAUGUGUCUGCCCGCUGACUGAAGGCUUUUGCAAUUUUAACUCUGAUACUUGUCAUUUUUUUGAUAGUAAUUUUAGAUUAUUAAUUUUGUGUUCACCAUACCUGCAAUAAAAGUUUGAAUUCCUGCUCUGUUUAGAGGCAACAAAUGAUAAAAAUUAGUGCAUACGCCAUUUCUUCAACAAACAGAGGCAGAAAUUUAAACUUUUAGGUACAGAUCUGGUGAAAAAUCGUAUAUAGACCACAGAGGAAGCAGGACGGUACCAAUCUGCGUGUUUGCCACCUUCGCCUUCGGCUUAAUUAUACAUCAUGGGUUGGAAUGUCCUUUCCUCCCUUGGUGUGUAAUAUACUAUAGCUAAAUGACAAUUCUGACUUUGUGUGAAUAAUAAAUAGUAAUUAUAGUUUCUGCUUAACUAUAAAUUGCAAAUGACAAUUAACGCUUACGCUAAUAGUUGGUCUUAAAUUAACUUAUUUUUGACUGACUGCUGACUGCUGACACUAAAACUUUAAGUUCCAAUUCAGGAAAUCAUGAAAAAUAUUGUGUGUAACUCAGGAUGAGACGAUUUCCACCUGCGGGUGAUGUCAGCCGACUUGACCCUGGCCUGAAAUUGUUUUAUUUCAUCCCUUGUCACACAAUAUACUAUUAAACAGUAACAGGGAUUUGUAACCAAAUAAAUGGAAGCUAUUGAAUUUAAAUUAAUAUGUAGAAAAAUAUUUUUUAUAUUUAUUUUUUUAUAAUUAAUCUCCGUUGUAUCUUCUGUUAUUAAGCACAAAACAUCUCCUGCCGUAAUUAUUAUUAUUAUUAUUAUAUUUUUAUGAUUAAUAUUUAAUACUAAUAAUUUUAUUGAUAUUAAUAUUAAUUAGAUAUAAUAAUAAUAAUUUAAACUGUAUAUAUUUAAAUAAUUUAUAAACUAAUUAAACAGCGAAGCUAUAAAUUGAAUUUCAAAAUGCGACUACUGAUAAAUUGUCUAUUUGUGUCGCGCAAUUAGUCAGAAUUAUGUACUUCUUAUUAAUUAUCAAUUAUUAUUAUAGAUAUUUAAUUAAACUAAAAUAUUAAUUAUAGUUAUCAAGCUGUAAGAACAAAUUGCGUGUUGUCGUGAUAGAUUUUUGUAGUGUUUUUAAAAGGAUAAGUGAUUCGCGCCAAAUAAUGAAUAUUAUUAUGGAUUAUAUAUAUAUACAUAUUAAAUUAUUAAUUACUACAGCAUAAUAUUAUGAUUAUUAUUAUUGUAAUUAUAAGGAUUCAGUAUCAAUGAGCGAGUAUGUAUUCAAUACCAAAAUUUUCAGUCUAAUUAUUUAUUUAUGUUCAAUCCGUCUUUAUAAUAAUUAUGUGUCUGAUAUCUGUAAUCAUGUUGAUAUAAAUCGCGAUUUAUGAACUACAAUCAGAUAUUUA